Impatiens glandulifera is the source of this 1894-nucleotide messenger RNA. RefSeq names its product beta-amylase 3, chloroplastic-like. The record is from RefSeq and is a predicted model, not a curated record. Bases 57 to 1700 code for a protein of 547 amino acids. The transcript is spliced from 4 exons. NCBI's taxonomy places the organism in Eukaryota, Viridiplantae, Streptophyta, Magnoliopsida, Ericales, Balsaminaceae. Gene Ontology annotation, biological process: polysaccharide catabolic process. Gene Ontology annotation, molecular function: beta-amylase activity.
CAGAUUAACUCCAUUCAUUCCACAUCUUUCUUAUCUCUCAAAAGACCAAAUAGAACAUGGCUCUAACUCUUCAUUCUUCAACCUCUUUCAUAAACUUCAGGGAUACCAGAAAUUUCAAAUCUAUUGAAGAUUUCUCCAACAACGUUUGUUUUGCACAAAUCAAGAGAGUUUUUCGUAUCCAAGCAAAGAGCUCAGUGCAAGAAGCUCAACUCUCAUAUGACAGAACCUUCAAUUUCGAAGACCAAAGGGACACACAAAAGGAGAAGCUUCACAAGCAGCUGCCUGAUACCCAUGGAAAAAAUGAUUCAAGGGUCCCUGUGUUUGUCAUGUUGCCUCUGGACACAAUCUCAUUUGGGGGAAACAUGAGCAAGCCAAGAGCAAUGAAUGCCAGUUUAAUGGCCUUCAAAAGUGCAGGAGUAGAAGGAGUCAUGGUUGAUGUUUGGUGGGGUUUGGUUGAAAAAGAUGGGCCUAUGAAGUAUAACUGGGAAGGAUAUACUGAGCUUAUAAAGAUGGUGCAGAAGCAUGGGUUGAAGCUUCAAGUUGUUAUGUCCUUCCAUCAGUGUGGAGGAAACGUAGGAGAUUCAUGCAGCAUUCCUUUGCCACCAUGGGUUCUAGAAGAAAUCAGCAAGAAUCCCGAUCUUGUCUAUACAGACCGAUCAGGCAGGAGAAACCCUGAGUACAUCUCUUUGGGUUGUGAUUCACUACCAGUACUCAGAGGAAGAACACCUAUUCAGGUUUACUCAGAUUACAUGAGAAGCUUCCGUGACACAUUUAGGGAUUACUUGGGCGAGCCUAUUGUGGAAAUUCAAGUGGGAAUGGGUCCUUGUGGAGAACUUAGGUAUCCAUCAUAUCCAGAAAGCAAUGGGACUUGGAAGUUUCCUGGAAUUGGAGAAUUCCAAUGCUAUGACAAGUAUAUGAGGACUUCCUUGCAAGCAUCUGCAGAGGCAAUAGGAAAUGAAGCCUGGGGAAAAAGUGGACCACAUGACUCUGGUCAGUACAAACAAUUCCCAGAGGAAACUGGUUUUUUCAGGAAAGAUGGAACGUGGAGCAAUGAGUAUGGCCAGUUCUUCUUAUCGUGGUAUUCCCAAAUGCUGCUAGAACAUGGCGAUAGAAUCCUCUCAUCAUCAAAAGCAAUAUUCCAGGGAACUGAAGUAAAACUAUCUGGAAAAGUGGCUGGGAUUCAUUGGCACUACAAAACAAGGUCCCAUGCAGCUGAACUAACUGCCGGAUACUACAAUACCAGACACAGGGAUGGUUACUUACCGAUUGCACAAAUGAUGGGUAAGCAUGGAGUUGUGUUCAACUUCACAUGCAUGGAGAUGAGAGAUGCACAACAGCCUGAUAAUGCAAACUGCUCUCCCGAAGGACUGGUUCAACAAGUAAAGAUGGCAACAAGAACUGCAGAAAUUGGACUUGCUGGAGAGAAUGCAUUGGAAAGGUAUGAUGCAGGUGCAUAUUCACAAGUUCUCUCCACAAGUAGAUCGGAAUCUGGGAAUGGAUUAACUGCAUUUACAUACCUAAGAAUGAACAAACAGCUAUUUGAAGGAGAUAACUGGAGGCAAUUUGUGGAGUUUGUGAAAAGCAUGUCGGAAGGUGGUCGGAACACAAGACUUUCAGAAAGCGAUACGCGUGGCACAAACUUUUAUGUCGGGUUCAUCAAACAGAAAAGCACAAAGACUAAGGAAGCAGCUCUUGUUUAGAGAUGUGUAAUAAAUAGUUUAUGUAUAGUUGUACCUUAUAUAGUUGUACCUUAAGAGAACACACAGAUAAACAGAAAACAAAUAUAUGAGGAAAUUUGUUCUUAUUGGUGAAUCUACACCAUCUAGAAGAAAAUUUAAACAUAGUGAUUAUUUAUUCUAUUAAAAAAUAUAUAAAUCUCUCUAUCAUUCCAUGA